Messenger RNA from Pistacia vera, 3657 nucleotides. RefSeq lists its product as uncharacterized. Gene Ontology annotation, molecular function: zinc ion binding; nucleic acid binding. The record is from RefSeq and is a predicted model, not a curated record. Lineage: Eukaryota; Viridiplantae; Streptophyta; Magnoliopsida; Sapindales; Anacardiaceae.
AUGAGUAAGGAAGGAGGAGAACCACAAGAGGUCGACAUGAAAUUCUUCAUCAAGGCUGUUAAUGACCAAUUUAAAUUGCUGAAUGCGAGAUUGAAUGAUUUGGAGUCCUCUUCCAUUUCUAAAUCACAUAGAAGACAUGAGUUCGAUGAAGAAGACGAAGUUGAUUCCAAAGUGGUAAGGACAAGUUAUAAACGGGCCAAGAAGGUUGACUCCAAAGGAGAUAACAAUAUAGGUAGUAUAAAGAUGGAGAAGAAAGUAAAGCUAGCAGCCGUGGAGUUUACAGAUUAUGCAGGUAUAUGGUGGGAUCAAUUGGUGAUCAAUAGGCGUAGGAAUGGUGAGAGGCCUAUUCAGUUAUGGGAAGAGAUGACGUUGGUGAUGUGCAAGAGAUUUAUACCUAGCCAUUACUAUAGAGAUUUAUAUAGGAAGCUGAAAGGGCUGGUUCAAGGUUCCAUGAGUGUAGAGGAUUAUUAUAAGGAGAUAGAAAUCGCCAUGAUUAGAGCAAACAUAGAGGAAGAUAGAGAAGCAACAAUUGCUAGAUUCAUUGCCGGAUUGAACAAGAAGAUUGCUGACAUGGUUGAGUUGCAACAUUACGUAGAAAUGGAGGAGCUACUACACAAAGCCGUUGAAGUGGAGAAGCAAAUCAAGUCUAAAAGGUUUAGAUCUGGUUCGUCCUCUAGGUCUCUGUGGAGAUCAAAUUGGAAGGACAACAAAGCUGCCUUCAGAACAAAAGAAGAAGCAAAGUGUCAAGGAUUCGGACAUAUUACUUCCGAAUGCCCAAACAAAAAGGUUAUCGCUGUACGGGCAAAUGGAGAAGUCGAAAGUGCUAGCUCAAGUGACGAUGAGAUGCCACCAUUAGAGGAUUGUUCUAAUGUUAAAGUGGAAGAACCUGUGCAUGGUGACUUACUUGUUACAAGGAGAGCCCUGAGCAUACAGCCUAAGGAUGAAGGAGAUGAGGAGCAAAGUGAGCAUAUUUUUCACACAAGAUGCCACAUGAAGGAUAAGUGGAAGAAGCAUCCUAAACCGUACAAGCUACAAUGGCUGAAUGAUUGUGGAGAAGUGAAGGUAAACAAGCAAGUUCGGGUUCCUUUUUCAAUUGGCAAGUAUGAGGAUGGGGUUCUUUGUGAUGUGGCACUGAUUUAUGAAUUUGAGGACCUAUUUCCUGAGGAGAUUCCCCAUGGAUUANUUGAUGACCAAUUUAAAUUGCUGAAUGCGAGAUUGAAUGAUUUGGAGUCCUCUUCCACUUCUAAAUCACAUAGAAGACAUGAGUUCGAUGAAGAAGACGAAGUUGAUUCCGAAGUGGAGAGAACAAGCAGUAUAAAGAUGGCAAUUCCAACUUUUCAAGGAAGGAAUGAUCCUGAGCUAUACUUCGAGUGGGAAAGAAAGGUUGAGCACGUAUUUGAUUGUCAUAAUUACUUAGAGGAGAAGAAAGUAAAGCUAGUAGCCGUGGAGUUUACAGAUUAUGCAGGUAUAUGGUGGGAUCAAUUGGUGAUCAAUAGGCGCAGGAAUGGUGAGAGGCCUAUUCGGUUAUGGGAAGAGAUGAAGUUGGUGAUGCGCAAGAGAUUUAUACCUAGCCAUUACUAUAAAGAUUUGUAUAGGAAGUUGCAAGGGUUGGUUCAAGGUUCCAUGAGUGUAGAGGAUUAUUAUAAGGAGAUAGAAAUUGCCAUGAUUAGAGCAAACAUAGAGGAAGACAGAGAAGCAACAAUGGCUAGAUUCAUUGCCGAAUUGAACAAGGAGAUUGCUGACGUGGUUGAGUUGCAACAUUACGUAGAAAUAGAGGAGCUACUGCACAAAGCCGUUAAAGUGGAGAAGCAAUUCAAGUCCAAAAGGUUCAGAUCUGGUUCGUCCUCUAGGUCUCAAUGGAGAUCAAAUUGGAAGGACAACAAAGCUGCCUUCAGAACAAAAGAAGAAGCAAAGUUGAAGAAUUCGGUUGCUGUUCCUAAAGGUAAGCCCAAAACUAAAACUCUUACUAAGUCAUGUGAUAUUAAAUGUUUUAGGUGUCAAGGAUUCGGACAUAUUGCUUCCGACCCAAACAAAAAGGUUAUGGUUGUACGAGCAAAUGGAGAAGUCGAAAGUGCUAGCUCAAGUGACGAUGAGAUGCCACUAUUAGAGGAUAGUUCUGAUGUUAAAGUGGAAGAACCUGUGCAUGGUGACUUACUUGUUACAAGGAGAUCCCUGAGUAUACAUCCUAAGGAUGAAGGAGAUGAGGAGCAACGUGAGCAUAUUUUUCACACAAGAUGCCACAUGAAGGAUAAGGUAUGUACGUUGAUUAUUGAUAGUGGGAGUUGUACUAAUGUUGCUAGUACUUUGUUGGUAGAAAAGUUGAAUUUGAAGUGGAAGAAGCAUCCUAAACCGUACAAGCUACAACGGAUGAAUGACUGUGGAGAAGUGAAGGUAAACAAGCAAGUUCGGGUUCCUUUUUCAAUUAGCAAGUAUAAGGAUGGGGUUCUUUGUGAUGUGGUACCAAUAGCUAAUCCCAAGGAAAUGAAGGAGAUACAAAGGCAAGUGGAUGAGCUGUUGCAAAAGAGAUUUGUAAGGGAGAGUCUCAGCCCAUGUUCGAUUCCUUUCCUCUUAGUCCCAAAGAAAGAUGGAACAUGGCGCAUGUGUAUGGAUUGUCGAGCUAUUAACAAGAUAACGGUAAAGUAUAGACAUCCUAUCCCCAGAUUAGAUGAUAUGCUUGAUGAAUUGCAUGGCUCUCAAUUGUUUUCUAAAAUUGUAAAGAAUGGCUAUUAUCAUAUUCGCAUGAAAGAGACAGAUGAAUGGAAAACUGCAUUUAAAACUAAAUAUGGAUUGUAUGAGUGGUUAGUAAUGCCUUUCGGUUUAACUAAUACACCUAGUACAUUAAUGAGGUUAAUGAACCAUGUCUUGCGUGCUUUCAUAGGAAAAUUUGUGGUAGUUUACUUUGAUGAUAUUUUAGUUUAUAGCAAAAAUUUGGAUGAACAUGUGAAACACUUGCAUGCUGUGUUUAGUGUGUUAAGGGAGCACCAAUUGUAUGCUAAUCUUAAGAAGUGCAUGUUUUGCAUGGAAUCUGUUGUGUUUCUUGGAUUUGUUGUUAGUUCACAGGGUACUAGUGUUGAUGAAGAAAAGGUGAGGGCCAUAAGGGAUUGGCCUACACCUAAGAAUGCGAACGAGAAUGUUGUUUUUAAGUGGGAUGAUGUGCAUGAUCGGGCUUUCAAAACUUUGAAAGAUAAGCUAACUAAUGCACCUUUGUUGUCUAACUUUGAUAAAGCUUUUGAGAUAGAAUGUGAUGCAUCCAUGAUUGGAAUAGGAGCUGUUUUGAUGCAGGAUUCCAAACCAAUUGCUUAUUUUAGUGAAAAGCUAAGUUGGGCAGCGUUGAAUUAUCCUACUUACGACAAGGAGCUUUAUGCAUUAGUGAGAACUCUUCAAACAUGGCAGCAUUACUUGUGGCCGAGGGAAUUCAUCAUUCAUUCUGAUCAUAAGAGCUUGAAGUUCUUGAAGACCCAAGGUAAGCUUAAUAAAAGACAUACUAAGUGGUUGGAGUUCAUAGAAACGUUUCCUUACAUAAUCAAAUACAAGCAUGGGAAGGAAAACGUUAUGGCUGAUGCAUUGUCUAGGAGGUACGUAUUACUUACUUCAUUGCAAACUAAAUUNCAUAAGUUUGGGGGUUGUAAAAUGGUUGACACUUUGAUUAGUGGUUGA